Molecule: messenger RNA, 375 nt
Organism: Eimeria acervulina
Lineage: Eukaryota; Apicomplexa; Conoidasida; Eucoccidiorida; Eimeriidae
Exons: 3
Coding region: 1-375 (124 amino acids)
Source: RefSeq, a predicted model, not a curated record
AUGAAACGACAAGAUGAGCUGCAUAGUGGAACCGACGCUAUUGAGCAGAUGCACCUGAGCUUCCACCUCUCCGGUCAAGCAAAGGAGUGUGGUAGUUCAAGCGCGGAAGACGAGCACGAUCCGGGCUACUUCGCCAGAUUAACGCGCCCAACCAAGGCCGUCAAAGCAUUCAACAAGUGCAACCUCUGGGCGACACCAGAGUCUAUACAAAUAGCCCACUUUGCGCUCUCGCUGGAUCGCGUCUCCAUCGAAAAACCGCCAGCAGUCCAUCGGGCACCGAAAUGGGUGCCGGCGCAUCAGCAACCAUGGGCGAAACAGCAACAGGUUGUUCCCAUCAGAAAAAGCAUCAACUACAACGCACAAGAAAUCUCAUGA